Dreissena polymorpha is the source of this 705-nucleotide messenger RNA. RefSeq lists its product as uncharacterized. The record is from RefSeq and is a predicted model, not a curated record. Bases 79 to 510 code for a protein of 143 amino acids. The transcript has 4 exons. Lineage: Eukaryota; Metazoa; Mollusca; Bivalvia; Myida; Dreissenidae.
GUCAUACAACUUUGGAGGGUCAGUGUAUAAAAAGCGCGUUUUGAUACAGAAGGUAACAAUUUGCAUCAAACCUGCAUAAUGAAGCUUCUUCUGAUAGGAUUGUUGGCGGUCAUGCUGGUCUGGGGCCCACAGACAAGAGCCUACAAAGACGGUUUAACCAAUGACGAAAUACUGGAAGCUGAAGCGCGGGCAAAUAAAACAAGUGUUGGCGCUGCAGAAAAAUGUGCCGACGGCUGUGCUGAAUUCAAAGGAGAAGAUUUUGAGAAAUGCAAAGAAGAGUGUGAACUAGAACCCUCCACACAGCUGGCGGGCGAUGGUGAUGGCGCCGAUGACAGAAGCAUAAGAAAAAAGAGGGGCUUUAGGUUUCGUAUUCCUAGGAUUCCGAUCCCCAGGAUUCCAAUCCCAAUCCCCAGGAUUCCAAUCCCAAUCCCAAGGAUUCCAAUCCCAAUGCUCAGGAUUCCGAUUCCUCGCAUCGUUGUGGUCGGAAAAAAGAAACGGUCAGUCGAAUAGCCACAGGAGUAACGGCGUUCUUUAAAGGACGACGCCAAUACAGCGAACAACAGAACGCCAACUUGGAAAGAUGUCACCGUAGACAGCAAAAAAUAUCAUCACAAAACAGCACUUAUAUAUUGCUAUUGAAAGACUUCCAGAUAUAUUGCAAAAUAUAAUAAAUGCGAUUUUCUUACAAUAAAAAGUAUUACACUA